This is a messenger RNA of Neoarthrinium moseri, 1044 nucleotides long. RefSeq lists its product as uncharacterized. NCBI's taxonomy places the organism in Eukaryota, Fungi, Ascomycota, Sordariomycetes, Amphisphaeriales, Apiosporaceae. The record is from RefSeq and is a predicted model, not a curated record. Bases 1 to 1044 code for a protein of 347 amino acids. Gene Ontology annotation, biological process: mRNA processing. Gene Ontology annotation, cellular component: mitochondrion. The transcript is spliced from 2 exons.
AUGUUGCCCUCAUCGGUGCGGCGGGUUGUGUCCGCUGCACCUCAGACCUCCCUGCUGUCCAGCCUGGCGCCCUCCGCAGCCCGCGCAACCGCUGCUGCCGCCGUCUCCUUCCCAUACAACCCGCGCAACCAGCAAAGGCGGCGCUACUCGUCCUCGAAACCCUCGAGCCCCAGCGACUCGCCCAAGGGACUGCCCGCCGGCCAGGUCGCCGCAUCGCCCGCCCAGUCCUCCAAGUCGGCCGAGAAGCCCACCGGCGAGAAGCGCAAGCGCAAGGCCAAGGAUGCGAGCGACGCGCUGGGCAAGCUUCCCAGCGUUCCCAGCACACAGAAUGUGCCGCAAGAAGCUCUCGCCUUAUCUACCUUCUUCUCCCUGCAUCGGCCCAUGUCCGUUACCCAGGGCUUCCCCCGGACCGUGACCGACGACGCCUUCGCCCAGAUCUUCGCGCCCCGAAGCAAAAGCGACAAGUUCAACGAUGUCAUGUCUACUCUGUCCCGGACGGUGGACGAGCUCGAGCAACCCAUGCAGGGGUUGAGUGUCAGCGGUCAACAGGACUCGGCUGCCGCCGAUGCCCUCAAUGACCACAUGGCCAAGAUCGAGGUCCGACCCAUGGACGGCUUCGAGGGCGACAUCCAACUCCAGCUCAACGCCAUGGCUGGCCAGUUUCUGCCCUUCCGACCGCCGCCCGCACCGCAACCUGAAUCCGCCACCGCCGAAACCGGAGCUCAGGAACACCAGGCGGUCGAGGCCCAGCCUCAGCACCGCGUCUACAAGGCCAUCUUCACCCUCGAGGAGACCACCGAGCCCAACGGCCAAGUCCGGAUUCUGGCCCACAGCCCGACCUUGGUCGAGGACGACACGGUGCCGCGCACUUUCUUGGAGCGCAUGGCCCUGCGACAGCUGCGCCGGGAAGAGGUUCGCGGUCGCCCCGAUAGCAUGAUGGCCAUCAGCGUCAAGAGGCAACGGAAGCUCAAGAUGAAGAAGAAGAAGUACAAGAAGCUUAUGAAGCGCACACGCAAUGAGCGUCGCAAGUUGGAUAGGGUGUAA